This is a messenger RNA of Diorhabda sublineata, 4073 nucleotides long. Its product is annotated as proton channel OtopLc-like. Bases 1605 to 3644 code for a protein of 679 amino acids. Gene Ontology annotation, molecular function: proton channel activity. The transcript has 11 exons. The record is from RefSeq and is a predicted model, not a curated record. Gene Ontology annotation, biological process: proton transmembrane transport. NCBI's taxonomy places the organism in Eukaryota, Metazoa, Arthropoda, Insecta, Coleoptera, Chrysomelidae. Gene Ontology annotation, cellular component: membrane.
AUUGAACUAACAAACAAUGGGGUUCCGUUCUUUAUUCAGGCGAAAGCAAAGUACGCGGGCGUGGUAGAGAUAAAAGAGGGCGAGUCUACAGAAAAAUUCGCGCAGUGUUGUACAAAUGAAAAUGUAGCUGUUGGAGGAAAUUCCUGGAUAGUUUGAGUCGGAAUUUCAAUAGAAGCGAAAACCGAAUUGGUUUGUAUUGAAACUGACGGUAGAUCGGCGGGAUUAACGUAAACCGAUACAUAGAAGAUAUUUUACGGCAGUUCCAUCAGCGACCUCUUCAUCCUACUGCAGGAAAUACCGCUCCACAUAAUGCAGGUUUCGUAUUUCAGUAUUUACAGGAUGUUGGAAUUGCCGCUAUGGAUGGAAUGGUGUAUAGUCCGGACUUUAAUCUUAUUGGGUAUUUAUGGGAUAGACGGAUCACUUGUUUGUGUACUGCGAAGCAAUUGCUGAUCCAGUUCAGUUCAAAAAACAGUGUUAAAGUUUCUUUCAAAAAACGUUUUUGCUUCUAUUCUGGUCGGCAAUUCAGUUGAAGAAAAUCUAUACAAAACAAAAAGUUAAGGUCUUCCCUUGGGUCAGAUGUCUGGAUUUACUAAAUUUGCAUAUUUCCCAUGUGAGAGGGAAUAGUAGGAACCGAGAAUAGCGUUGGACAAGAAUAGACUGACUACUUUAACACCUGGAAGUCUUGAUUUUCAAACAGUUUUAUUUUUAUCAGAUCAAACUCAUUAAAUUUAUUGAGUCGUUCAAUAAGGAAAGGUAGUAGAGUAGAAUAUUCAUUUUAUUUCUUCAUAUUAACAUUGCUCUAUACAAGUUUGCCCAAAUUGCAGAAAACUUUGCCAGCGGUAGUUCAUGGAUAGAAGAAAACCAUUUGCGAUUUUGAUUAUUAUUCCUCCUUGUCCAGGUCUUCGUUAGUUCGUAACCGUCUCAAGAUGUCAGUGACCUGGAGAUCGUUUAUUGGAUCACGUCUCAGCAGCGUGCCCACUUGAACUUAUGUAACGCUAGAAAUCAACAAAAUAAGCAGAACAACAAAAAUUGUCAUCAAUGAAAGCUACUCCACUAAGUUGUUGGGUGCAGUUAAAAACUGAUUCUGUUAAGUGUGGCUUGCAUUCAAAUAUUGUUGUCAAGUAAUAGAUGUUUGUACAGAGAGGAAUAAAAAGUGAUAGACGCACUUAUUAUGAAAGAAUAGGCAUAAAAAAACUAUAUAAACAUAUAUAACUAGAUCUAGAAAAACGUAUUCUAGUAUUUACUUAAGUGAUCAGAAAAUUAAUCGUCCAAAUUUUUACACCAGUCCGCAAAGUGUAUUCCAACGUUUGUCUUACUAAUUAGCAUAUAAAAACUUCUCGUCUAGCACUCGUUGCAAAUUAACCAGAAUGAAAUUUAUUAAAACAUUAUCAGUGGGUCUCACAUUGGUUGUCACAAUAUCUCUUUACGCGGAGAUUCCAGAAGUUUUGUUCACAAAACUAUUUUACGUGCUAAGUUAUAAGAAUAAUUUUUCCGCUGGAACGGGAUACAUUUUCAUUAUUUUUUUAUUUUGGAUAAAGUUUUUAAUAAAUAAAAUUUACGAGCCACCAGGGAAAGUGGAAGAAGGAAUAUAAUUAGGAGUUUUAAUGGACACCGUGCAGGAAGAAAACAGCCUCUCCUCUUCACUGAGUCCAAUUGUAGAAAACGAUGCAUUUUCAUUACCUGCAUCUCCACAAUUACCGACCCUGCAGUCAACAGGAUCUCAGGUUUAUCAAUCUUCAACUGCUCCUCAAGUAUCUCAAAUAAUAAACGAUUUUAUGAAUUCUUCAAAUAGAGCAGCACCUGAACAAAUGACAGAUAGCACUAAUAAUUCAAGAAGUAAUUCUCGAAGAGCUUCGGUAAUAAUUCAAGCACUCCGAAGACCAUCACAAGCUGUAGCUCUGUCGGCUGCACAAAUUGUUAUGUCACAAAGGCGAUAUAUAUUGGGGCUUUUCAACGAUUCUUCAGAUUUAUCAAAAAAAGAAGACAUGGAAAACAAAGAACUGCAGAAAUUGAAGCACAACAGGAAAAUUGGGGAAGAUGCUUUGUCAAUAAUCCUAUCUGCACUUUAUGCCAAACUGAUCGUCGUACUUGGUAUAGCAUUUCCCACAUUAGAAGUUAUCACUAACGCGAAAACAUUUUUCUAUCAAGGUUUUUAUUUGUAUUUGUAUAUUGGAAGUAUAUUAUUUGUUGUAUACAUGUACGCUACUCUACUUAAAGAAAAGGCGCUCGUUGAAAUGAUAAACAAUUACAAUCGAGGAAAGUCGGGAGUACUUCAAAAAACGUCACGUGUCGCCCCUAAAUAUGGAAGUUUCUACUUGAGGUUAGGAGCAAUAGCUUUCGGAAUUGGAAGUAUGGUAUAUUCCGGAUUGGAGUUUGGACGAUACUUUGAGCUUAAGAAUAAUCUAGAAUGCAAUUCUAAUAUCCUUCAUGCCAUAACUCCUGUUACUAGAAUGGUACUUACUUUAGUUCAGGUGCAAUUCAUAUUUCUUAAUAGCAAGAAUAUAGAUUUCAAUGAUCACAAAACUAUCGCUAGAUUUGGUAUAAUGCAUAUGAUAGCAACCAAUUUAUCGGAAUGGUUGUACGUGUUGGUAGCUGAGACUAAGCACGAAAUCAUCCAUCUAUCAGAAAAUCGACAUGCAGUAGAAACAGUAGACAAAUUUUGUCAAGAUGGACUAAUAAUGGGAUCAUUAGUUGCGAAUGCCAGUCCAUUUUUGUUUCCAUGUACUAUUGAGUACAGUCUUAUCUGUGCAGUGAUACUUUUUGAAAUGUGGAAGAAGAUCAAAAUGGAACCGAAGCAUAAAAAUGUGGAAAAAGAUAAAAACGUUAGAUUUCAACCUGAACAGAAUAAAGUAAUGACGCAUUUUCAGUUUGAUCAAUUUGGAGGUAAAGUUAUAAAUCCGAAUCACCAUUUUACUAUCGAUUGCUCCAAUGCGCACAAAGGUCUGUUUGCAGGCAUAUUAGUGAUUGUAUUAACCAUCAUUUCACUAAUAAUGUUCUUUGUUCUGACAAAUACCAAACGACAAAACGAAAAAGUUGCUAUAUUCGAGGUUAACGUCGUAGAAUUAUCUUUGUAUGUUGUAACUACUUUGGCUGUUAUCGUGGCAAUGAUAAAGAUGCGACACUUCAAAUACGACCGGAAAAAUGGUCAAGAAGGCAACAGCUCGGGAAUUGGUUUGGACUGCAUUUUGCUGGUGGUGGCUCAAACUGGCAUGUUUAUUUAUUGCGUAUUUUCCGUAAUUGGUUGUUGCUUCACGUACGACGCUAACAACGAAAUCGAAGUCGCAGUCGAGAUCUUUUCAUUCAUACAAACUUGUAUCCAAACAAUUUUCAUUUUGGAUGCGUGGUGGAGAAGAUGCAGAAACAUUGAACAAUUCAAAUGUAAACCUGGAAAAGAAAUUAUAACUUUUCUAAUAGUUGCAAACAUGGCGAUGUGGGCGAUAAAUACUUUGGAAAAGAACAGAGCGGAGUUUAGGCCUAGUCAUUUGGAUUUUUUCGGCGAUUGGGCUUGGACUAUCAUAACGCACAUUUCUAUGCCUUUGGCUAUUUUCUACCGGUUUCAUUCUACUAUAUGUUUAUUCGAAAUUUGGAAAACUGUUUAUAAAAUUAAAACUAAAUAUGAUACGAAUUCGGUACCCCUAAUGUAAUUCAUCUGUCAUUUUUUUGGUGGUUGAGGACUAUGAGAAAAUAAAUGAAUUAUUAUAUAUCUAUAAGAUGAAUCAGAUUGAAAUAUCCUGACGUUAAAAAAUUAUCAAGUAUUUUAUGAUAAGAUAAGAUUAUUGAAUCAGUUAUUUACUUACCAUCCAAUUUCUAAAACAGACAUGACUAGAUCUUUUCUAUUAUUGGGAAGCUUAAGAAACUGAUCUAAUCAUCAUUAUUUGAGGGAUAAGAAGAAGAGCGCUCUGUCUUUGUAUAAUUCAGAUCUGGAUUCAAAAUGAAUUAUUCUAAAAAAAAACUGAAAUUAGAUGAAACUAAGUUGAAUUUCACAAUUAUAAUUAAUUAGUUGAUUUGUAUUAAAUUCAUAUUUUAUUUGUAAGAUACUUAAUGUUUUUGCUAGAAUAAAUUUUAUAAAUGAA